Megalops cyprinoides (Indo-Pacific tarpon) is the source of this 2689-nucleotide messenger RNA. RefSeq names its product protein delta homolog 1. The transcript has 6 exons. Gene Ontology annotation, molecular function: calcium ion binding. The coding region runs from base 277 to 1431 and encodes 384 amino acids. NCBI's taxonomy places the organism in Eukaryota, Metazoa, Chordata, Actinopteri, Elopiformes, Megalopidae. The record is from RefSeq and is a predicted model, not a curated record. Gene Ontology annotation, cellular component: protein-containing complex; plasma membrane. Gene Ontology annotation, biological process: heterophilic cell-cell adhesion; establishment or maintenance of epithelial cell apical/basal polarity.
CGCAUGCGUUCAGGAGGUUGGAGUGCUGGACAGCUCCUUUCAAACUCGGCUAGGUAGGAGGCGCGUGUACACUGUCUCCAGAGUCCAAGCGGAGAGGAAACAGAGCUGACCCGUGCACUCGAUGGUCUCUCAACACUUGAUUUCUUUUUUCCCCGCCCGCCUGAGUGGUUUCACUAUGACAUUAAUGCUGACCUGGAGCGAGAGCAAAAUGCUUAACAGUAAAAGGAGGAGCAACGAAGCGACAUAGGAAAAUGCGCAUCUAGCCCAAAUCUCAGGAUGUAUUUCUGUGGUCUAAACACACUGACUACCUCCUGCUUGUUGUUCCUUGUCACCGUUGGCAUCGGCAAUGGUUUUGAAUGCAGCCCAGGUUGCGAUCCAGACAAUGGGUUCUGUGAGAAAACUGGAGAAUGCAGAUGCAAACCAGGUUGGCAGGGUGCCACGUGUAACCAGUGCAUACCAUUCCCGGGCUGCGUGCACGGGUCGUGUGAGAAAGCCUGGCAAUGUAACUGCGAGGAGGGCUGGGCGGGGAGUCGGUGUGAUGUAGAUACCCAUUCCUGCUCAUCAAAGCCGUGCGCUAACAAUGCAACCUGCAUCGAGACAGGCGAGGGCGGUUACCUUUGCAUAUGCGCGCACGGUUAUACUGGGGACAAUUGCCACCUGAGGAUUGGACCAUGCUUGACCAAUGGCUCUCCAUGCCAGAACGGGGGCACCUGUACUGAUGAUGAUGGUUUGGCAGCCCACUCCUCCUGCCUCUGCCCUUCUGGGUUCGCUGGCAACUUCUGUGAGAUCGAUGUGGACGACUGUGAGCCCAGCCCCUGCGCCAAUGGGGGCAGCUGUACUGACCACGGGCUUGUCUAUACCUGCGCCUGCUUGGGGGGGUUCACCGGCCCUACCUGCAACGACUCCCUGCUGCCCUGUUCUGACCACCCCUGUGCCAACGGCGGCACCUGCCUGGGCUUGGCUGACGGGGGCUUCCGCUGCCUGUGCCGGCCGGGAUUCGUGGGGCACACUUGUGCUCAACCCAGAGCCAGGCCCUCUCGGCCGUCGGAACAGGAGGGCAGCCGCCCGCCGCAGCACCAUGGCCUGCCCUCACACGUGUUCCACAAGCUGGUGCGCCCGCCAGACCGUGAGCUGCUGAAGAUUACCAUGAAGGAGACGGUGCGUGCCCCCAGCCACCUGGUCACCCGCAGCCAGGUCAUCUGUUUUGCCGUUCUCGGCCUGCUCACCUGCCUGGUGGUCCUGGGUACCACAGGUAUCAUCUUCUUCAACCGCUGCGAGGCCUGGAUGGCCAAUGCCAAGUACAGCCAGCUCGUGCGGCAGCAGCGGGACUACCUGCUGAGGGCCAACAACGGUGAGGAACACUCUGUCAACAUCAUCCUGCCUGAAAAAAUCAAGCUGACCAAUUACCGGAACCACUACACCUCCAUCUAAACCCUAAUGUCUGGCUGUUGCCUCUGGGCCUAUGGGUUUCAUACUGAAAUGUGAAGGCAAUGGCCACUUGGUUGGCAGUGAUGACCUCCAGAGACAUGCAGCAGUUAAAACUGAUUGUUCAAGACUACUCAAUUCAAUCAACUAUUCAAGACUGUAGGCUCAUUAAACGAUUUCAGUGCUUUAUUAUAAUGGAAUGGAACUUGGGGGAUCUAUGCUUUACCUGCCAAAAAUGAAUGCAGAGAACCCAUGGGGUAUUAAAUGACAGCAAGGCUUUGCUCCCUUUUCCAUCAGACCUUUCUAUUGCUUUGCUCCAUCUCCAUAAUUAUCACACAUAUUUACAUGAAAUUAAGUCACAAUGGCCCAAAGAUACCUGGGGAUUUUGGUAACAGUUCUGAGAAUCUAAUUUACUCAUAAAUGUUCAUUUACAUAGGUCUUUUAAAGCAUAUACAUAUAUCAUACCUUUUAUGUUUUGUGACCAAAAGAGUCUAAAAGAGUGCCAGUUUGUUGUUAAGUAAUGCUUUAUUUUGUUCAGUAAAUGCCACCUUAAACAUUUAAUUAUGAAGUCAAUUUAUAGUUAAAACUGUAUAAUGUAAAUAUAUUGAAUACUAAAGGAAAUAUUAAGUGCCACAAUUUCCCAAUUCCAAUUUCCAAUAAAGGUGAGACAAUUUGCAAACAUAAUGCUAGACAGCUAGAUUCAUUCCCAUAAAAAUGGAAAUGCCAUGAACUAUACUGAAGGACCAUUUAAUGUAAAAUUCAAAACCUCUAUUUUCACACAACCACUUUAUGAUCGCCAACAUGCUGCAUAUUACAAGGUAUUGACAUUGCUUGAGAAAAAAAUCCUCUCAACUGUAAUUUUAUGGAUGUAGUGGACAGACAAUUCCUAGUGUCCACAAGCAGAAACCUGAUCUAGUGUUGUCUCCAAAAGCAUCCCUAACUAUCUGCUGCUGGGGACGUUUGGAGCGAACGAGUCCUGGGACAGUAAUUUUGCACUUCAUGGAAGGAAGAACAGCAGGAAUGACAACACAGGCAAUUACAGCUUUGAAUCAUUGAAGUGGAUUUCAAUUGCCUCUCUGCCCUGCAGGCUUGUGGAUUUCAUGGCAAAACAGGGAGUAUUUGGCAGAAGUAAGACACCCUCAGAGCACACAGUCUUACUGACCUUUUCAUGUCCCUCCUGUCCUCUAGAUGCAGCUUGCCGUCUUCUUGCAGUUUAGUCAGAACCAGCGCACCAGCAAAGUUAUGGAUACAUGUGGAUGCAUUC